This is a messenger RNA of Ostreobium quekettii, 456 nucleotides long. Lineage: Eukaryota; Viridiplantae; Chlorophyta; Ulvophyceae; Bryopsidales; Ostreobiaceae. The record is from the annotation of a GenBank genome assembly.
AUGAAAGAUGGAAAGAAGUGGUGCCUGUUGGCAGGAGUGACGAUGGCGGGUGUCUCUAGUUUGUGGGUGAAUGAGCUUUUUGGCACUGUGGCAUGUGCCCACAUCCUUGAGGCUGUGUGGGCAGUGCGAGGAUGCACAAACGCUGCCAAGACAUGGUUGCUGUUGGUGUGUUGCCCCAGCACUUGGAAAUCGAUUGAACUGGACCCCUGCCAACCAUCUCACAGGGUUUCUUGCCGUACCAUGGACCACCGGGUUCUGUGGUUGCCUGGCUUCGAAUUGGAGUUGUGGAUAGCCAGGGCCAGGAAUGGUGGCCCUAUAUCGAGGCAGCUGUUUGAUUGUCACUGUGGCGCGGGACGGUGUGUACACCUGCGAGGCAGAGAGGGCCACUCAGAGGAGUUGUGUUGGCUGUCUGUUUUCGUUGGCAGGAUGGGCAGAACGUGUGCCAGAGGGCGGUGA